AUGGCUGGCCGCUCUUUCCAGAUGAACGGCACUACAGAAUCCUGGAGCCGUACUCAAACUACAGGGCAAUCUUCCGCUUACCCCAUCGGCGCUUUGAGACCAUCCAACGCCAACUUCAAGGCUCGCAGCCACAAUGUCUGCAGACUAUUUCUGGAGGAUCGGUGCGCUAGGGGGAACCAAUGCAACUUUGCUCAUCCGUCGAGCCGGAGACAUACUUCGAGUCAGCCUUUAUUCUCGUCCCUAACACUCCCCCACAAUCUUCCGCCAUCGCUCACCGUCAAGCUUCCGAACACAGAGUCACUUUCGGACCCGUUCAAUUCCCAAACUUCUAUGUUGAAUGGCUCAGGCCCUGGUCCGCCGCUCGUCAGACUCGGUCCAUCACCACCAUUUUUGCCUGUGAAUCCCCAACAGCCGCCUCCCAUGGAGCCUCAGGACAAUGCGCAUGAUGUUUGGCACGGGUCGAAUUGGGAGUCUACCACCAUCGACUCGAAACAGCCGCAACACAAACUGUGGUAUAACCACCGGACGAGCUACUGGGGUACGAGACCUGACGAAAAGGCAUGGACGGAGGCUAGUUUCUCGUCGGAUGAUACCUCGACGUCCAACGAGACGAAAUCUUCGGCACCAACGUCUCAUCCUAUUGCUGCGGAGGCUCGGGCGCCGUCCACCGUUCCACCAUGCCACAAUUGGCAACGCGGGGUUUGUACCCUAGGCAGCCACUGCCGAUACCUACAUGGCUCUGCUAGCUGUGUUGGUACAGACGAGACUUCAACGUCGAGGACUCUCCCCAUUGCUGACGCCACCCCAACAUCCCAUCCUACCGACACCCGAGCGUCUCCCACUGUCCACCAGACAUGCCGCAAAUGGCUACGCGGAGUUUGCUCUCUGGGGAACCGUUGCCGAUACCUGCAUGGGCAUGUUGGCUGUGUUGAUACCGAUACACUUCCUUCUGUUGAACCACCCCACUCCGUAACAAUACAUGACCAUACCCAAGUUACGAUCGCCGCCGGAUUCGAGGUUCUCGCGGUAACGACCGGUAUGGAAACACCAUGGAUCACUCUUAGUAACCUCCCUGUCCACUUCACCGCACCUGCCAUCCACAAGCUAUUGCGUCAGUAUGGUCUGGUUGAAGAGGUUAAGAUAUCACACCAGUCCAAAGCCCUAGUGCAGGCUCGGUUCUCCUGUUACGCCGAAGCUUUACGGGCGACUGCAGCACUCGAUGGUGCCCAAAUAUCUCGUUCAAAAAUCUCCGCACGCAUUUCAGUCAACUCACGCAGCGGUGCUGUCUCCAUCACCGAUACUUCAAUCAGGAUACAAUGGGAAGCUCCACAACGAAUUGCCUAUGGUGGCUAUUCCUCAUUUACCGAUGCCACUACGGUAAUUGCAGCGACAAAAAAGGCAGCAUACGGCGACUACAUGGUCAAAGCAUUGAUACAUGAAGGCCUACCAUCCAUCGGAGUCGUGACAGUGAAGUUUUCGAACCUCCCUCCAGAUGCGGACGAGAAAUUUUUGGGCGACUUAGGCCCCUCUGCGGCUGAUGUCAUGUGGGAGCGCCCAAAUUACGCUGCCCUCCCUCCUGCUGUUGAUGGUGUUCGGACCCUCCUCCGCGGCCUAGAUGGCUUUUUGAACCUCGAAGUCGCACCGCCUCCACACUACAAUGGCCUCGUCCGUGCUUGGGCCCGCUUCUCCUCAGCCACGGCUGCAAAGGCUGCUGUGUCUGUCAUACAUGGGCGUAAACCAUUAUUCAUUGGCAAGAAGACGCUCUACGCUCGUCACAUCCAAUUCUUGGAAUACGAGCUAUCUGCAGAAGCAUAUGCCAAGCAUGAGGCCCUCAUCGAACUGAUGCGGUCUGCAGCAAUACGAAACGGGCAUUCAAGGAAUAUUACUAUACGACACCCUUCUGCACAGAGCGUCAAAAUCAAACUCUUAUCUGAGUCAAUCAGCGAUUUAGGCUUUCUCAAAGUAGAGUUUGAGAAGAUACUUCGAGGAGAGAUUGUUCGUAGCGAUGGUGUGGCUGUUUGGGACGGAAUAUUUGCAUGCGAGGGCGGCUCUAUAUUUCUACGACAACUGGAGGUGGACUUUCAAGUGAGAGUUGAAGUCAAUGCCCUUCGGCAAAGCAUCAAUCUCUUCGGAACACCUCUAAAUCGCGCCUCCGCACGCACUGCAAUCUUAGAGAGAAUAGCGCAGUCUCGAGCUCAAAGACCGCGCAAGAUUCAUGUCCGGAGUCAUGUCCUCAACAACUUCAUCACAACGCAACAUGGCCGUCUUUGCCGGAGUUUCGGGGCAGAGAACAUCGUCCUUAUCCCCCGUGAUGGCCUCAUCAUAUUUUACGGUGGUGACGAGCUCUAUAAGGCAGGAAUCGAGGCCAUUCACCGAGCCCAGCAAUCCCUUCCCGACUCGUCUAAUUUCUCUGGUUGCCCUAUCUGUUUCAACAAAUACGUCGCGCCAGUUACUCUGUCCUGUGGUCAUACAUGGUGUCGCAACUGUCUAUCCCAGUACCUUCUUGUCUCGGUGGACCACCGCCGUUUUCCCCUCACAUGCCUGGGAGGUAAUGGGCAGUGCCAUCAGCCAAUCCCGCUGUCAACAGCGCGGAAUGUGCUUACACCCAACGAGUUCAACAUGCUUGUUGAUACUGCGCUUUCAUCAUACGUUCGUGCUCAUGCAAAGGAACUCCAUCAUUGCCCAACGCCGGACUGCUUACAAAUAUAUCGCACUGGACCUGAGGGAACAGUCGUUCAAUGCCCUUCCUGUUUGGUGCGAAUUUGCACAUAUUGUCAUGUGGAAGCCCACGAGGGUUUCCCCUGCGCUGAACAGGAUGGCGGAGACCGAUCAUUCAAGGAAUGGGUGGCUGAGCACGAUGUCAAGCACUGUCCUGGAUGCGAAGUUCCAAUUGAACGAGACAAAGGGUGCCAUCACGUGACUUGCAGUCAGUGCCAAACCCACAUCUGUUGGAUGUGUUUGCGGACAUUCCCCAAGGGUGAUGGGAUCUACCAGCAUAUGCGUGCUGAGCACGGUGGAAUUGGGUUGGUCCAAGAUGACCUGUAA
This is a messenger RNA of Mycena indigotica, 3045 nucleotides long. Its product is annotated as RING finger protein. Gene Ontology annotation, biological process: protein linear polyubiquitination; proteasome-mediated ubiquitin-dependent protein catabolic process. The coding region runs from base 1 to 3045 and encodes 1014 amino acids. The record is from RefSeq and is a predicted model, not a curated record. Gene Ontology annotation, cellular component: ubiquitin ligase complex. Lineage: Eukaryota; Fungi; Basidiomycota; Agaricomycetes; Agaricales; Mycenaceae. The transcript has 8 exons. Gene Ontology annotation, molecular function: ubiquitin-protein transferase activity; RNA binding; zinc ion binding.